GAUAUCGAAGAUCUAAAUGAGGUGAUGGAGCAGCUUGCUCAACUUGUACAUGCUCAGCACGAUGUUGUUGACAGUAUCGAGGAGCAUAUCGAAAUGGCCCACCUCGAUGUCCGUUCGGCUCACCGAGAUCUGAAGAAAGCCCAAGCUGCGCAAACAGCCAAAUAUCCGUUGGUAGCUGCGGCAGUGGGUGGUGCAGCACUGGGUGGACCUGUUGGUAUUGCUGCUGGUUCCACAGUUGCUGGCAUAUUUGCUGCACUUGGUGGAGCUGUUGCAGGCCAGUUCUUUAUUUGCGGCCUUUUUCAUGCACCAGCAACUUCCUCUUUAUCGGGUCAUAGAAGCCGAUAUCGACAACUGACACAUCACAUACCUUCAAAAACCUCUCUACCAUUUUUACCUAACAAAAAACACACUACAAUUUAA
Molecule: messenger RNA, 420 nt
Organism: Gongylonema pulchrum
Lineage: Eukaryota; Metazoa; Nematoda; Chromadorea; Rhabditida; Gongylonematidae
Source: the annotation of a GenBank genome assembly